Arabidopsis lyrata subsp. lyrata is the source of this 2241-nucleotide messenger RNA. Its product is annotated as transmembrane 9 superfamily member 1. The coding region runs from base 121 to 1887 and encodes 588 amino acids. The transcript has 12 exons. NCBI's taxonomy places the organism in Eukaryota, Viridiplantae, Streptophyta, Magnoliopsida, Brassicales, Brassicaceae. Gene Ontology annotation, biological process: protein localization to membrane. The record is from RefSeq and is a predicted model, not a curated record. Gene Ontology annotation, cellular component: trans-Golgi network; membrane; endosome.
GUUUUUGUAUUACCCAAAAUCUCUACAAAGUGAAACACUGAGCUGAGGAUCUCGCUCUCUCCUCGAUUGGUAUCUCUCCCUCCGUCAUUCCUCAGAUCUGAUCGUCCGCCGGUUUUCACGAUGCCGUCUUCCUCCUCCGCCGUCGUCGUGUUUCUUCUUCUCGUUUCCCUUCUCACUCCUACGUUCGCAUCCGAUUCAGAUCACAAGUAUCAAGCCGAUGAGCAGGUUACCCUGUGGGUGAACAAAGUUGGCCCAUAUAACAAUCCACAAGAAACAUACAACUAUUACAGUCUUCCAUUUUGCCGCCCAUCUGGAAACAAUGUUCACAAAUGGGGUGGUCUUGGUGAAGUUCUUGGUGGAAAUGAGCUGAUUGACAGUGAGAUUGCGAUAAAGUUCUUGAAGAAUGUCGAUAGAAAUGUCAUCUGUCCGCUUGAACUCGAUGAAGCUAAGGUCAAGCAUUUCAAAGAUGCAAUUGAAUCUAGCUACUGGUUUGAAUUUUUUAUGGAUGAUCUACCUUUGUGGGGCUUUGUGGGUGAGCUGCAUCCUGACAAAAAUAGUGAAAACGGCAAGCAUGUCCUCUACACACAUAAGAACAUUGUUGUCAAAUACAACAAAGACCAGAUCAUUCAUGUUAAUCUCACUCAAGACAACCCAAGGCCAUUGGAAGCAGGGAAAAAAAUGGACCUGACGUAUUCUGUGCAAUGGAUUCCAACAAAUGUCACAUUUGCUCGCCGCUUUGACGUCUAUCUUGAUUAUCCGUUCUUUGAACACCAGAUCCACUGGUUCUCCAUCUUUAACUCGUUCAUGAUGGUUAUUUUCCUCACUGGUUUGGUCUCAAUGAUAUUGAUGAGGACUCUCAGAAAUGAUUAUGCAAAGUAUGCUCGAGAAGAUGAUGAUCUUGAGAGCUUGGAACGGGAUGUAAGUGAAGAAUCUGGUUGGAAACUUGUACAUGGAGAUGUGUUCAGGCCAGCAAGUAGUCUAGUUCUACUCUCAGCUGUAGUUGGCACAGGUGCACAGUUGGCGUUACUGGUUCUUCUUGUCAUAUUAAUGGCCAUCGUGGGAACUCUCUACGUUGGGAGAGGAGCAAUCGUCACAACUUUCAUAGUUUGCUAUGCUCUGACUUCCUUUGUCUCUGGUUACGUGAGCGGUGGAAUGUACUCAAGAAGCGGGGGUAAACAUUGGAUCAAGUGCAUGGUCCUCACGGCUUCUCUCUUUCCCUUUUUGUGCUUCGGAAUUGGCUUUCUCCUAAACACAAUUGCCAUAUUCUAUGGAUCUCUUGCGGCUAUUCCUUUUGGGACAAUGGUGGUUGUGUUUGUAAUUUGGGGGUUCAUUUCCUUCCCCUUAGCCCUCCUCGGAACGGUUGUUGGAAGAAACUGGAGCGGUGCUCCUAACAAUCCAUGCCGUGUGAAGACCAUUCCACGUCCAAUCCCUGAGAAAAAAUGGUACUUGACUCCAUCAGUUGUCUCCCUGAUGGGGGGUUUACUACCCUUUGGAAGCAUCUUCAUUGAGAUGUACUUUGUCUUCACAUCCUUCUGGAAUUACAAGGUCUACUAUGUGUAUGGAUUCAUGUUACUGGUUUUUGUGAUUCUCGUCAUAGUGACGGUGUGUGUGACAAUUGUGGGUACAUACUUCCUGCUGAAUGCAGAGAACUAUCACUGGCAAUGGACUUCAUUUUUCUCUGCUGCUUCGACGGCUGUCUAUGUCUACUUAUACUCCAUCUAUUACUAUUACGUAAAGACCAAGAUGUCCGGAUUCUUCCAGACAAGCUUCUACUUUGGAUACACCAUGAUGUUCUGUCUCGGCCUUGGAAUCCUUUGCGGAGCUGUUGGAUACUUGGGAUCAAAUCUGUUUGUAAGGAGGAUCUACAGAAACAUCAAGUGCGACUAGAAGAGGUAAACGGGAAAAAAAGAGAGAAAACAAAUCCAAUUAGAAGAAAGCUUCUUAUGAGGUUAUAUAUUAUAUUGAAGGAACAUAAUAUAUUCUUCAAUGGGGGCUUUUUGUCUCUUCAUCUUCUUUUUUCUUCUUCUUUUUUUUUUUUCUUUCCCAUUUUGGUAAGUGAAUUGUUCUCUUUAGAUUAGAAUCGAGUGGGUGUACUAUACUACUACUACCUGUAAUCUUUUUCCCUAUCUUUUUUUGGUUCAUAUUUACUUCACCCUCACCUAGAUCAUUGAAUAUGUUGUCCUCUAGGAGCAAUUGGAUGAAUUAUUGUCAUGUGUUGGGACUUGGGAGACGUUAACUCUC